Messenger RNA from Phyllostomus discolor (pale spear-nosed bat), 10075 nucleotides. It is a transcript of the gene TP53BP1, whose product is annotated as tumor protein p53 binding protein 1. Gene Ontology annotation, cellular component: nucleus. Gene Ontology annotation, biological process: DNA damage checkpoint signaling; positive regulation of transcription by RNA polymerase II. Gene Ontology annotation, molecular function: histone binding. The record is from RefSeq and is a predicted model, not a curated record. NCBI's taxonomy places the organism in Eukaryota, Metazoa, Chordata, Mammalia, Chiroptera, Phyllostomidae.
CCAAUACUGCGUGACGCGCGGGAACAGGAGGAGUUCGAGGCCGGUGGCGGCGGUGGCGACAGUGUCCAUCUGGGGAUAGAGCUGGAGGGACCUGGGGAGCGUGCAGAGAUCUCUAACUCAAGCGCGAGGGACCUCCCACCGGGAUGCCUGGGGAGCAGAUGGACCCUACUGGAAGUCAGUUGGAUUCGGAUUUCUCUCAGCAAGACACUCCUUGCCUGAUAAUUGAAGAUUCUCAGCCUGAAAGCCAGGUUCUAGAAGAUGAUUCUGGUUCUCACUUCAGUAUGCUCUCUCGACACCUCCCUAAUUUACAGACACACAAAGAGAACCCCGUGUUGGAUGUUGUGUCCAAUCCUGAACAACCAACUGGAGAACAAGGAGACAGUAAUAGUGGGUUCAAUGAACAUCUGAAAGAAAGCAAAGCUGCAGACCCUAUGGAUUCUUCUCACCUGGAUACAUGUGGUUCCAUCAGUCAGGUCAUUGAACAGUUACCUCAGCCAAACAGGACAAGCAGAGUUUUGGGACUGUCAUUUGUGCCUGCUCCUCCUGAGGGGGAAGAGAAUAAAGAAGAGGUAGAAGAGAAGGAGAAAGGAGAAAAGGAAGAAGAUACUCCAGAUAAUGCCACACACUCCCUUGGUGCUGAAGAUCCUGCCUCAUCACAGUUGGGCUUUGGGGUUCUGGAACUCUCCCAGAGCCAGGAUGUUGAGGAACACACUGUGCCAUAUGAAGUAGACAGAGAGCCUCUACAGUCAGCAAUCACCAACCCCAGCUAUCCUAGGCUAUCUGGUGUGGAUGCUAAUAUUGCAAUUAAGCAUGAAGAACAAUCCAAUGAAGAUAGCUCCAUGGCAGAACAGCCCAGCGAGGAAUCCCCUACGGUGGCACAGCCCAAUAAGGACAUACAUAUGGUCGAAGAGCAAAAUCCACCAGUGGCAAGGUCAGAGGACUUGCCUCUUAGCCCCAAAGUAUCUGUUACUGCAGUGGAAACAAAAGAACAAACAUCUGCUCCAGAACUUCUGAAAGAUGGACUGCAGAUUCAGAAGUCACCAGAGCCUGAGGCUUUGUCGACUCAGGAAGAUUUGUUUGACCAGAGCAAUAAAACAGCUUCUGAUGAUUGCUCUACUCCUUCAAAGGAAGAAGGUGGCUGUUCUCUGGCUUCCACACCUGCCACCACUCUGCAUCUCCUGCACCUCUCUGGUCAGAGGUCCCUUGUUCAGGAGAGCCUGUCCUCGAAUUCUUCAGAUCUUGUUGCUCCUUCCCCUGAUGCUUUCCGAUCUACCCCAUUUAUUGUUCCUAGCAGUCCCACAGAGCAAGAAGUAAGGAAAGAUGAACCAAUGGACAUGUCAGUGUUAUCUGAAGGAGGAAGAGAAUCUCUUCAGAAGAAACUCAAAGGUGAUGAAUCAGUGGAGACAGAAAACCUCCCUGUGCCCCCUGAGCCCGUGAUGUCACCACAAGCCUCAACACCAGUGUCCCAGAGCACGCCAGUCUUCACUCCUGGGUCACUUCCUAUCCCAUCCCAGCCGGAGUUCUCUCAUGAUAUUUUCUUUCCAUCUCCAAGUUUGGAAGAACGAUCAAAUGAUGGGAAGAAAGGUGGAGAUUUGCAUAGCUCAUCUUUGAUUGUCGAGUGUUCUAAAACUCCAGGGGUUGAACCAAAGAAUUCCAGUGAGGAUCUUGGGCUAUCUUUGACAGGGGAUUCUUGUAAGUUGAUGCUUUCUACAAGUGAGUAUAGUCAGUCCCCAAAGAUGGAGAGCUUGAGUUCUCACAGGAUUGAUGAAGAUGGAGAAAACACACAGAUUGAGGAUACUGAACCUGUGUCAUCAGUUCUCAAUUCUAAACUUGUUUCUGCUGAAAAUGAUAGUAUCCUGAUGAAUCCAGUACAAGAUGGCCAAGUAGAAGUGAAUCAGAGUGCUGAUGAAACAAAGGGGGAUGACACAGAAACCAAGAUGACGUUAGCUUUAGCUACUGAUUGCAAAGGCAGAGAAGAGACUGUAGCAGAAGACAUGUAUGACCUCACUUGUGAGUCAGGGAGUCAGGCUGUUCCUUCUCCAGCAACCCGAUCUGAGGCACUCUCUAGCAUGGUAGAUCAGGAGGAAGCUAUGGAAAUUAAAGAACAUCAUCCAGAGGAGGCGUCAAGUUCUGAGGUGGAAGAAAUUCCUGAGACUCCCUGUGAAAGUCAAGGAGAAGAGCUGAAAGAAGAAAAUAUGGAGAGUGUCUCAUUACACCUUUCUCUGACUGAAACGCUCCAAGCGUUGCGUCUUUCAAAGGAAAUCUCAAAACAAGAAUGUCAGGAAGCUAUGGAAGUUGAAACCAGUGUUGAUUCCCCCCAAAAGCUUCCAGUACUUGACCAAGAAUUGGAACAUAAGGAUCAAGAAGCAUGGGAAGAAGCUACUUCAGAGGACUCGAGUGUUGUCAUUGUAGAUGUGAAGGAACCAUCUCCCAGAGUUGAUGUUUCUUCUGAACCUUUAGAGGGAGUGGAGAAAUGCUCAGAUUCCCAGUUGUGAGAUGAUGCUCCAGAAAUAGAACCAUGUGCUGAGAAUAGAGUUGAUACCCAGGAAGAAAAGAGUGCUGAAUGUGAAGAUCUGAAAUCAGUGACUACAGUAAAAGAACCUGUAGCGGCUGACUCUUUACCUCCCAUGACUUCAGUAAGAGCAGACGAUCCUCCAAAACCCGAUCAGCAAGUGCAGCAGACCCAGCCUCAAAAGAAAGCAGAUAACUUACUAACAGAAGACUCAAAAAUGGCUAAUACAAAGAAGCGCUCAGGUGUAGAAGCUCAGAAGCUGGAGAAGGCCUCUGCCCACACCUCGCAAAGCUUCUGUGAAAGCUCUAGUGAAACUCCAUUUCAUUUCACUUUGCCUAAAGAAGGUGAUAUUAUCCCACCAUUGACUGGCACGACUCCGCCUCUUAUUGGGCACCUAAAAUUGGAGCCCAGGAGACACAGUACUCCUAUUGAUGUUAGCAACUAUCCAGAAAGCACCACAGCAAACAGUGAUGUCAUGUCUGAAAGCAUGGUGGAGACCAAUGAUCCUAUACCUGGAAAAAAAGGAGGUUCUGGGACUGUCCCAGAAACGGAUGAAAAAUUGUGUCUAAGAAUGAAACUGGUCAGUCCUGAGACUGAGGCAAGCGAAGAGUCUUUGCAGUUUAGUCUAGAAAAGCCUGCAAUUGGUGAAAUAAAAAAUGGAUCUACUGCUGCUGCUGAGGCUGUUGCCAGUCCCCAGACGGCCAUGUCUUUGCUUAGCUGUGUCUGUGAAGCCCGGCAAGAGGAUGAAGCUCGGAAUCAGGAUCCCUGCUCCGCACCUACCAGGGGGAACUUACUCCAUUUUCCAAGUACUCAAGAUGAAGCAGAGAAGGGACAAUUGGAAGGUGACCAAAGGACCAGGCAGCAUCAACAAAUGAUAAAGCCCAGCAGUCCUGUCAAAGACUCUUCGUCUGCCUCCCAGCUGGUGGCCAUACAGGGGCCAGCCAGUCUUCAAGGUGAAGCAAUGGAGACAGAUGUGCUGGAAGGCCAGAAAGAAGGGUGGAAUACCAACCAGGAAAAACCUAGUAAGGCCUUGAUUGAAAGGCCCAGCCAAAAUAAUGUAGGAAUUCAGACCAUAGAGUGUUCCCUACGGGUCCCAGAAACUGUUUCAGCAGCAACCCAGACUGUAAAGAAUGUGUGUGAACAGGGGACCAGCACAGUGGACGAGAACUCUGGAAAACAAGAUGCCACAGUUCAGACUGAGAAGGGGACUGGGGAGAAACCAGUCAGUGCUCCUGGGGAUGAUACAGAGUCCCUCCACAGCCAGGGAGAAGAAGAGCUUGAUAUGCCUCAGCCCCCACGUGGCCACGUCUUGCACCGGCACAUGAGAACCAUCCAUGAGGUUCGCACGCUUGUCACUCGUGUCAUCACAGAUGUAUAUUAUGUGGAUGGAACGGAAGUAGAAAGAAAAGUUACUGAGGAGACUGAAGAGCCAGUUGUAGAAUGUCGGGAGUGUGAAUCUGAAAUUUCCCCUUCAAAGACUGGGGGCUCCUCAGGUGACCUGGGCGACAUCAGCUCCUUUUCCUCCAAGGCAUCCAGCUUACACCGCACAUCAAGUGGAACGAGUCUCUCAGCCAUUCACAGCAGUGGCAGCUCAGGGAGAGGAGCCGGACCACUCAAAGGGAAAACCAGCGGGACAGAACCCGCAGAUUUUGCCUUGCCAAGCUCCCGAGGAAGCACAGGAAAACCGAGUCCUAGAAAAGGGGUCAGUCAGACAGGGGCGCCAGUGUGUGAGGAGGAUGGUGAUGCAGGCCUUGGCAUCAGACAGGGAGGGAAGGCUCCAGUCACGCCUCGUGGGCGCGGGCGAAGGGGCCGCCCGCCUUCUCGGACCACUGGAAACAGAGAAACAGCUGUGCCUGGCCCAGUGGGCAUAGAGGACAUUUCACCCAGCAUGUCACCAGACGAUAAAUCCUUCACCCGCAUCACACCGAGAAUGCCAGACUCCACCAGACGAGGAGACAUGGGUGCUGGUGCUUUGUGUCGAAGCAACUCCCCAGAGAUCCCUUUCCAGGCGGCUGCUGGGUCUUCGGAUGGCUUAGAUGCUUCCUCUCCAGGGAACAGCUUUGUGGGGCUCCGUGUUGUUGCCAAGUGGUCAUCUAAUGGCUAUUUUUACUCUGGGAAAAUCACACAAGACGUCGGAGCUGGGAAGUAUAAAUUACUCUUUGAUGACGGGUACGAGUGUGAUGUGUUGGGCAAAGACAUUCUGCUGUGUGACCCCAUCCCACUGGAUACGGAAGUGACAGCUCUCUCGGAGGACGAGUAUUUCAGUGCAGGAGUGGUGAAAGGUCAUAGGAAGGAGUCCGGAGAGCUGUACUACAGCAUCGAAAAGGAAGGCCAAAGGAAGUGGUAUAAGCGAAUGUCUGUCAUCCUGUCCUUGGAGCAAGGCAACAGACUGAGAGAGCAGUAUGGCCUUGGCCCGUAUGAGGCAGUAACGCCCCUCACCAAGGCAGCAGAUAUCAGCUUAGACAAUUUGGUGGAAGGGAAACGGAAACGGCGCAGUAACAUCGGCUCCCCGGCCACGCCCACUGUGUCCAGCAGCAGCAGCACAACCCCCACCCGGAAGGUCACAGAAAGCCCUCGUGCCUCCACGGGAGUUCUCUCAGGCAAAAGAAAACUUACCACUUCUGAAGAAGAACGGUCCCCUGCCAAGAGAGGCCGGAAGUCCACCACUGUGAAACCUGGUGCGGUGGGGGCAGGAGAGUUUGUGAGCCCCUGUGAGAGUGGAGACAACAUGGGUGAACCCUCCACCCUGGACGAGCAGAGAGGCCCUUUGCCACUCAACAAGACCUUGUUUCUAGGCUAUGCCUUUCUCCUUACCAUGGCCACAACAAGUGACAAGUUGGCCAGCCGUUCCAAACUGCCAGACGGUCCUUCAGGAAGCAGUGAGGAGGAGGAGGAAUUUUUAGAAAUUCCUCCUUUCAACAAGCAGUACACAGAAUCCCAGCUUCGAGCAGGAGCUGGCUAUAUUCUCGAAGACUUCAAUGAAGCUCAGUGUAACACGGCUUACCAGUGUCUCCUAAUUGCGGAUCAGCAUUGUCGAACCCGGAAGUACUUCCUGUGCCUUGCCAGUGGGAUUCCUUGUGUGUCUCAUGUCUGGGUCCAUGACAGUUGCCAUGCCAACCAGCUACAGAAUUACCGCAAUUACCUGCUGCCAGCUGGUUACAGCCUUGAGGAGCAAAGAAUUCUGGAUUGGCAACCCCGUGAAAACCCUUUCCAGAAUCUGAAGGUACUCUUGGUAUCAGACCAACAACAGAACUUCCUGGAGCUCUGGUCUGAGAUCCUUAUGACCGGGGGGGCAGCCUCCGUGAAACAGCACCAUUCAAGUGCCCAUAACAAAGAUAUUGCUUUAGGGAUAUUUGACGUGGUGGUGACGGACCCCUCAUGCCCAGCCUCGGUGCUGAAGUGCGCUGAAGCAUUGCAGCUGCCUGUGGUAUCACAAGAGUGGGUGAUCCAGUGCCUCAUUGUUGGGGAAAGAAUUGGAUUCAAGCAGCAUCCAAAAUAUAAACAUGAUUAUAUUUCUCACUAAGGAUACUUGGUCUUACCAGUUUUAUUCCCUGUUGUUGUGGAGACUGUGUUUUAACAAGGUUUUAAAUGUGUCUUGUGUGUAAUUGGAUUCUUUGCAUGGAUCUUGUAUAUAGUUUUAUUUGCUGGACUUUUAUGAUAAAAUAAAUGUUGAAUCUCUUUGGUUGUAGUAACUGGGAUUUCUUCAUCCACUUCUUUGAGCUUAAUCAUAGCACAAGUAGUAAGACAAACAGUACCUUUUCUGUGGUUUUCAAUAGCCUUGUUCACUCUAAGGGGACAGCUAGCUUAGGAAAAUAACAAGGAGUGACUUUUAAAGUUUUCUGUGGUGUCACUGUCAAAAGGUUAUCCUGGGAUCUCUAAAAUACUUCCUGAAAACCUGAUUUUACAGUGGGCCCAGAUUAAUAAUUGUGCCAAAAGCUGAGUGAAAUUCAGCACAGCUCUGUUUCCUGUCAAAAUUGAAAAGUAAAUCUCCCUCCACAGAGUUGAACUCACUAAACUGACCUGUGGGUACUGUGCUGUCGGAGCUAAAAGGACCGAUUGCUGUGAAUGGGUAGUGACUGUAAACUUGAUGGGAUGAUGUUCCGCAAGGAUAAACAUGAGAAAGUGAUAACACUUGGAAAUGUUAGAAGCUCUAGUCACAGACACAAAAUUUUAUUACUGUUGUCACAGAUGCAGGUAGUUCUUCCUUCCCAACACCUAGCAUCAGCCCUGUUGCUGUCCUUUCAUUCUCUAAAACAGGGAUCAGAAAUAUUUUUCUGCCAAGUAGUAAGUAUUUAGGCUUUGUGGGUCACUUACUAUGUCACAACUACUCAUCUUUACCAUGAUGGCAUGAAAGCAACCACAGACAACAGGUAAACGAACGAGAGUGACUGUGUUCCAGUGAGCCUUUAUAAACACAGGUGGCAGGCGAUGGUUUGCUAACCCCUGCUUCAGGGGCAGCCACGGAAGGGGUCAUCUUUAGCUGACAGUUGCAGAGAACAAGGGUAUAGAGUAUGCAGUGGAAGAUGAAGCAGUGAGGACCAGACCGAGCAGCUACAAACUGAAGCCAUAAUGCUGCAUUCUUUUUUGGUUUAAAGGAAAUUAUUCAAUGAACAUUUAUUUUCAUUUACACUGACACGAGCAUUAGUGGUUCCCAGUGAUGGUUGGGCUAGAGUUUAGAGAACCUGUGGUUCUCCUAAAGUGGGAAAAUUAGACCUGCGAUUUUCAGUACUUUAAAUCUCAUAAUUUGACCUCAAUUUUUUAAAGGAGAUUUUUUCUUUGUUAAAAAAAUAUUUUUAAACGCAUUGUCAAUAGCUAGAAUUGCCCUUUUACCAGUCUGAAAUAAUUGGAAGUUAUUGGUAAAAUUCUUCAGAUUCACAGUUUUGAAGCUCCUUAAGGAUGGGACAUUCUCAAUUUCAGUUUUCAAAAGGAGGACAGAGGGUCUGUGGGGUGGGGGAAACCUAUCUUACCUGGUGCACUUCUUGCUCAGUGGUAACAUCCAGCAGUUGACCUAUUUAUAAACAUAAUUUCUUAUUCACACAAGCCACAAAAUAUUUAACUUUCUGCUACAUAGUACUUACUACUCUGUCUUUUGCAGCUUGAACAGUAACUAUGUACAUAGUAGGUGCUCAAAACAUGAACUUAUCUGACAAAUGUUCUCAGUGUGAUGGGUCAGCACAGGCAGAAAUGAUGCCACGUGUCCUUUGUGGGCAAGUUCUGAUCUCCCCUCAGGUGGGGCAGACCCUUCCAUGUGCGAACAAAGGGAAGGGUUUGUGUCCACGAAUGUUCAGUAAUUGCUUCUAGGAUGAGAGUAGAGCUGCCUCAGUAGUUUGCAGACAUUUGGUGAGUGUCUAGGGAAUGGGAUGUUGGUUUUGAGUCUUCUGUUCAAGAUGCGAAUGCAGUGGGAUAGACUUGUUAUUUCAGUUUGUGAACCAGAAAUUUUCACAUCCCAAAACUAGAAAAAAGGAAAAAAGAACUUCAUCAAACAAAGGUUUUCUUCAUAGAAAAUAUGAAUCAGGGAUACCUGUGAUCUAAAUAAUGUCAUCUUAAAACAAUGUUUCUUUGACUGUUAUACUAAAAUUGCUUGAGAAAAAUCUGCUCAAGGACAUAUCAGGGACAAAGGAAAACAAUGACAUGCUUUAUAAAAUGGGAUAGACCUCUGAGAGAAGCCAACUACUGAAUCUCAGUAUUAGAUUUAAAAAGUUCAGAGUUAGAAGGGGCUGUCCCCUCCUUUCACAGACACACAAGCUGUGGACCUGCCAGGCAGGGUGCCUAAGACUCUAUAGCUAGUUAAGGUCCGAACUGGGAACUGAAGCCACGCUGCCUCCCUGCACAGCAAAACAACCUAGGGGAGAACCUAAAACCCAUCUCAGCCUCAGGAAUUUCGUAUUUUACUAUGAUGAUGGCUUUUACUGGAAAAUAAUCCAUUAAAAUUAUUAAAGACGAUCAGACAUGGCCCUUUAUCUCUCUGAGCCUUAGUUUCCUUGUUUAUAAAAUAAGGGUAUAUGGACUAAAUGGCUGAAAUCUGCUUCUAGCUUUGGAAUUCUACAGCUCAUUUUAUGAAAGCCACACACACAGUCCAAUGAGUUUCCCAAGGGUUGUUCCUACCUGCCCAGAGUUCCACCAGCCUGGGUGUAAUAUUUGUUAUAAUCUAGUCGUAACAGUAGCUGAGCCAAAUCUGAGUUGAUUUGAUGAUUCCGAACACUGGAGAGAAUCUUGAAUAGGAGUGAAGACUGGCGGCUAAAGCCCUGCAGAGAGAAGGACUCGAGCUGUCAUUCCUCUUGACUCACCAACUAUCCACAUGGAGACGUUGGGAAGGGGGUGUUCCUUGGAAAAGCCUUGCUCAAAAUUCUGUAGCACCACCUGGUCUUCCCACUUUCCCAUUUCUACUGGCUCCUAAAAUGACUUCUUAGUACUGAGUCCAUAGAAUGCAAGACUUCCUACGUGAAGUACUCUCAUUCUCAGUAGGAAUUUAGCAGCUGGUUUCAAAUUAAUACAUUGUCAUGUACUGGGUUUGGGGAGAGCCUGUGCAUUUUUGUUACAGGAGAUAAUUGUAAUCUCAGUGAGACAGGGUUAGUUUAAGGAAGUAAGCAGGCUGGAUAUGCGAAAGUGAGAGCAAAGCCAAUUCAUAUUUGGUGGGUUGAAUAAGCUAUUCGAGGCUGAACUAUAUUUGAACACUGAGGCAACACAUAAUUAUCUGCUUCAAAAUCAACUGAUACCAAUAUUUAAGUUUGUAUCUUGUUACUUCUGUGUAAAUACUGGGGAAAUGUUUUAUUACCUCAAAGGGAAAGAUACAGUUUCCCCACUGGGAAAACCACCUCUACCCUUUGGGCAGGGCUGCACACUUCCGCUGGCCAGGCAGACUCACCUUCACCAGGAUGCUCAGCUGGGCGGCCCCACGCUCAUCCAGUGGGCCGAGGUUCUGACUGACCAACGAGCAAAAGCUGUGACAGAGAUCCAGAAUUUCAUUCAGGCAGUGAAACACCUACCCAGGAAAUAAGAGCUGGCAUUAGGAAAAAGAUCUGUGAAAUUAAAGAUUUGGGAAAAUAAGAGCUAACUUAUUCUCGUGCUCCCACAUCUGACCUCAGGAGAGACAAUGCCAUGUGCAAGUCUUGCCAACCCCUCCAAAUGCAACAUGUAUAAGACAAGCCCUCCCCUUCCUGGCAGAGAUGCUGUUGUACGCUUAGUCACCCCUGCACAAAAUCUCCACUCUAGCUGUAUUACGCUGAUCACCGUUUCUUGGACCCACUGUGUGCGCUCCUGCCUUGAGCUUUGCUUUCAGUGUUGUUCCCUGUGCCUGGGAUACUCUCCUCCUAAUACCAGGUUCCCUUCCCUUGUGCCACCAUAGUCUUUAGUGACCUAAUUGUUUCUCCUCUAUAUAUUACCUAUACUAUUCACCCGGCAUUUGUUCAGCCCACCUGUGUUGUUACUAACCUGUAUAUGUAUGUAUGUCCUGUUUCUCCAACUAGAUUGUGAGCUCCUUAAGGGCAGAGCCAUGACUUAUACCUCUUUGUAUCCCCAGUGCCUUGCAUACAGUAAGCACUCUAAUAAAUAUUUAGUGGUGAC